GUGGCGUGGUUUACAACACAGUCGAGUACGCAUGCGUCGAAUGUUAAAUAAAAAAUAGCGUUUUAUUGAAAAAAACAGUGUAUACUUGAUUGAAUAAAAAAACAGUAAAGUAAUAGCAUGUAUGAAAUGCGAAUUACUUGCGUAAUUCGUCGAUGAGUGAACGUUAUUAUGGAUAUUUUAAUUCGAUUAAAUAAUGAAACUGUCGGUAGAGACAAAAUAAUAAGAUUAUUUCAGUAUGGAAGUCGAGCUGGAUGGUACUAUACGCAAGAUUCUGUUGUUCAUACUACUUCAAAUGAUAUUUUGAAGAGUUUGGAGUACACAUUUAGCUCAUUUCGAAAAUUGUUAAGACUUGGAAGAUGUCUAGACAGCCUUUAUUCCGCCCUUCAUACGAUGAAGUACCCCGAUUUAACAAUCCGUUUGACAUUGACCCUAUCGAAAAUAACUCACGCAUUAUUUUUACUUGCUGAUCACAUCAUAUGGACCGGAAGAGUUGGAUUAUUUAAAGUAAAUCUUGAGAAAUGGAACACAAUUGCCAAUAAAUAUUGGCUAUUGACAAUAAUAAUGAAUUUAACAAGAGAUAUAUAUGAAAUAGUACAGAUAAUAAAAAACAAAAAUUUAUCAAGUUUACUAAAAACUCGUUUACAAUCGAAAAAUUUUCAUCAAAAUAAAUAUCGAGCAUUCACUGAUAUGACAUCUCAUAAAGAUGUAUUUUUAGAUACUCUAAAAAAUACUUGUGAUUUUUUUAUUCCAUUAACUACACUGGGAUACACUAAAUUAAGUCCUGGAAUGGUUGGAGUACUAGGAUUUAUUUCAUCUGCAAUAGGAAUUUAUUGUUUAAUAGAUCCUCUUGCAAAAUUAACUCCAGCCUGAUAAAGAAUUCAACAUGUUGUUUAUUAAAUUUUUGUUUCAAUUAUUUUUUAACGUCAAUACAAAAGAUAAUAAAUACUAACUAAUCUAGCAUUUAAUUGUAUAUAAAAGUUUGAUAAAUUUGUAAAAAUAUAAAAUAUAUU
Messenger RNA from Chelonus insularis, 1010 nucleotides. RefSeq names its product peroxin 11 (gene Pex11ab). Gene Ontology annotation, biological process: peroxisome fission. The record is from RefSeq and is a predicted model, not a curated record. Lineage: Eukaryota; Metazoa; Arthropoda; Insecta; Hymenoptera; Braconidae. The transcript has 3 exons. Bases 169 to 870 code for a protein of 233 amino acids. Gene Ontology annotation, cellular component: peroxisomal membrane.